AUGCUGGUGAAAUGCGAGACGAAGAGCCAGAGAGUGAAGAGCAUCUCCUUCCACCCGAAAAUCAACCUGAUCCUUGCGGGGCUGCACAAUGGAGUCAUUCAGCUAUGGGACUACCGCAUCGGGAUCCUAAUUGACAAGUUUGAGGAGCAUGAAGGGCCAGUGAGGGGCAUAGAUUUCCACGCUGUGCAGCCCCUUUUUGUCAGUGGAGCAGACGAUUACCUAAUAAAGGUGUGGAACAUGCAUUUAAAAAAAUGUGUCUUCAAUUUGGUAGGACACCUGGACUACAUCAGGAAGGUGCAGUUCCAUUUGACCUACCCAUGGAUUCUAUCCGCUUCAGAUGAUCAGACCAUUCGAAUAUGGAAUUGGCAAAGCAGAGUCUGCAUAGCGAUCCUCACAGGACAUAACCACUACGUCAUGUGUGCAGAGUUUCAUCCCACACAGGACCUAAUCAUUUCGAGCAGCCUGGAUAAGACUCUGCGAGUGUGGGAUAUAAAACUGCUACGAGAAAAAAACGUUAUAUUGACCAGUGAAAAUGUGAUAAGCGAUUUGCCCUACGGAUUAUCAAAGGGCGGUUACAACACAGAUGGGCUAAGCCCAGGUGGAGAAAACCAAAUGGGCAUACAUUCCUUCUUAUCGCAUAAUCAGCACCUGCAACAGUUUCAGCAACAGUUUCAGCAACAACUUCAGCAGCAACAACAGAAUAAUAAUAACAUGUUUGGUGCGUCAGAUGCCAUUUGUAAAUUUGUUCUCGAGGGUCAUGAGAAGGGAGUUAACUGUUGUGCCUUUCAUCCUAACUUACCCAUUAUUGCAUCUGGGUCAGACGAUAAGCUAGUAAAGUUGUGGAGGUAUAAUGAAAAUAAGUGCUGGGAGCUAGAUACCCUCAGGGGACAUUUCAAUAACGUGUCCAGCUUAAUUUUUCACCAAACCAAUGACGAUUUAUUAUUAACCAAUAGUGAAGACAGGACCAUUCGUAUAUGGGAUAUAACCAAACGAGCAUGUGUUCAUACGUUUAGAAGAGAAAAUGACCGCUUCUGGGUUCUGUCCUUGAAACCCAACUCCAAUUUAAUUGCCUCAGGGCAUGACUCAGGGAUGGUGAUUUUCAAAUUCGAAAAGGAAAAAUGCCCCUAUGACAAGUGUGGAAGUAUCCUCAUCUACGUAAAAGAGAAACGCAUUCAUGCUUAUGAUGUAAGGAGCAAUAGGAACACUUGUUUGUGUCCUGUGAGGAAAAAUGGAAACGCCAUGGUGUCGGGGUACCACAAGUUAGUAUACAACCAAUUUUGCACCACACAUGUGAUGAUUCUUUUUAUGUACAAGGAGGAAGAUCAUUACUCCUUCGAUCUGAUCGUUUGCGAUACAAUUGGGGAGAGUGGCGGAGGCGUCAUGGGAGGGGGGAUAUCCACAGCAUCACCCGCAGCCUCCCCUUCUAAAUCCUCCGCACUGAAUUUCUUCAAGCCCUGGGCAAAAAGUUCCAGCGCGAAUAAAGCAAAUCUGUCACCACAAAAAAAUAUACAAGCGGGGAGAAGCCCAGAAGAGUUCAACCCGGACAGUGUAAAAUACAUAAUCAAAAACAAGCACUGUUGUUCUGUUGCAUUUUUCACAAGAAAUAAAUAUCUCCUUGUAGAAAAGAGAAAUGGAAACUACCUCCUGAGCAUUCAAAGCAUACCAGACGAUAACACUUCCAAACGUGUGGAAGUACCUUUUAAAGUGGAAGGAGUAUAUCCCUUGAACAACAACAAAGUAAUUAUCUUGUCGGAACACAAAAUAUACCUAUACGAUAUAAGUGUAAAAAAAAUAUUAACUGAAAUGAAUCACACAGAUACCAUAAUUUCCGUGGAAAUACUUAAGGAGAAUUACAUUGCCUUUGUCUUCAAAUAUAACGUUGUUCUUACCACCAUCGAUUUGGUUCAUCUGUGUACAGUCCAUGAGUAUAUUCGAGUCAAAAGUGGAGUCUGGGAUGAGGAAAACAAAAAUGUUUUUAUUUAUAACACAUUGAGUCAUUUAAAGUACAUUUUAAUAAAUGGAGAAAAGGGACUCAUCAAAUGUUUGGAAGAGCCUGUCUACCUCUUCAAAAUAUACAACAACAGGUUAUUUUAUAUCACAAGAAAGCAGGAAGUGAUCAGUGAACCCUUAAACGACACGGAAUAUUUAUUUAAAUUAUCCCUUGCAAACAAUGAUGAGCAAAGCGCUUAUCAUUAUUUGGACACACGAUAUAAAGGCAACAUGUGCCCUAAUGGCUCUUAUAUGGAAGAGGAGAAGAAGAAACUUUAUUUCAGUUAUAACCUCAUUGGGUAUAUUAAGAAAAAGGGAUUCGCAAACUUAGCAGUACAAAUGGUAAACAACAAUCAUACCCUUUUUAAUCUGUCCAUUCAGUUAGGACAUAUAAACAAUGCCCUCAAGGCAGCCAAAAAAAUUAAUAAGAAACAUAUAUGGAACCUUUUAAGCGUUCAUGCAUUACUAGUGGGUAAUUACGACAUUGCUGAAUAUGCCUUGUUAAGGAUGAAGGCCUACGACAAGCUCUCCUUUUUAUAUCUCUUCAGUGGAAAUAUUAAUAACCUAAAAAAAAUGCAAAAUGUUGCCAUCAUAAGGGGAGACUUAAUUUCCAUUUUCCUCAAUUCAUUAUAUUUGGGGGACAUACAACAGAGGAUAAAUGUAUUUGUUGAACAGAAUCAGGUGAACUUGGCAUGGGCCUGCUCUCAGCUCCAUAACAUCCCCAUUAAUUUGUCUGAAAAGAAUUUUGAUUUUGAUGUAACUGAGUGCACCUACUGUCCUGAGAAGUCUUUUUAUCUUUCCCCCCCCAUACCGAUCGUGAGAGUGGACCCCAGCUUGGGCAAGAACAACGUAUCAGCGCAGCCGUCAUCGGCGCAGUCGCCGGAGCAGGUAGCGGAACAAAUGCGUGCGACGCAGGACGCUCCACCCAAGUGGGGAACGCCUUCCGCCUGGAAUGGAUCAUACAACUGGCCUGUCAUCAACCUCGAGAAGACCUUCCAGCCUAGAGCCGACCCGAGUGGCGCCGCACCCCAGGGGGCCAAGAAAAAAAUCGCGGCCAAAUCAGACCAACGAAGCAACGCCUCGGACGAAGACGAUGUGUGGAAGAACGAGGUCAACGACGAGGACAUAAAUAUCGACUUGGACCUGGAAGAGCACAAAGAUCUCCUAAGCAAAAGCGCAGCCAUGUCACCCAUGAAGGGCACAAAAAUUGAAAGAGUAGAUAACCUCUACGAAGUCAUGGCCAAAAAAUACGGAAGAAUAAUGGACCACAUAAGAACAGGAAACAUAACCAGUGCACUAAAUUUAAUUUCAAAAAAAUAUGGUAUCGUUGAUAUGAAGCCAUUAAAAAUAAUUAUUAAAAAUGUGUACAUUGCAACAUAUGCCUACCUGACCCCCAUUCCGAAUUUCGUUCCAUUGCAAUGUCCAAUAAACACAAAUGAGGAGACAACAAAUACAAAUGUAUACAUUAAUCAACACUUUCUUUUUAAUCAAAUUAAAAAGGCACACAAAUUAGUCACCCUGGGAAAAUUUUCAACAGCUCUGAGCUUGUUCAGGAGCACCCUCUACCACAUGAUAUUUUUAACCCCUGCUGAUAAGGACACGGAAAUGAAUGAAUACUUGCAUAUGUGUACCAGCUACAUCUUAGCCAUGAGAUUGGAAGAGGAAAGAAAUGCAACUGCUACGGAAGACCCAAGGAGGAGCUUAGAGUUGAUGGCCUACUUUACUUGCUGCCCGAUGCAGAACUCCCACUUGUACUUAGUCCUCAGGAGAGGCAUGGGUCUCGCGUGGAAGGCGCAAAAUUACGUCACAGCUGGAUCGUUUGCUAAACGGCUGAUAAACGGAAACUACGAGAGUAUUAAAGGCUCCGAGGAAGAAAUCGUCAAGGCGAAGAAAAUUUUGCUUAUGUGUGAACAGAAAAGCACGGAACAGCACUCCAUAGACUACGACCCCAACGACUACUAUAACAUGAGAGUGUGUAGCGUCAGCUUAACGAGGAUCAAGCCGAAUGAAGAAACUGUCAGCUGUCCUUUUUGCCAAUCCGUAUCCAAGAGAGAAUAUACUUCCAAGAUAUGCCCGAACUGUUUGAUCGCCCAGCUGGGAAAAAAGGCCCUCGGAUUUGAUUUCCUAAACAAGAACGCAUGA
This is a messenger RNA of Plasmodium fragile, 4131 nucleotides long. RefSeq lists its product as uncharacterized. Gene Ontology annotation, cellular component: COPI vesicle coat. The transcript is spliced from 5 exons. Bases 1 to 4131 code for a protein of 1376 amino acids. Gene Ontology annotation, molecular function: structural molecule activity; protein binding. Lineage: Eukaryota; Apicomplexa; Aconoidasida; Haemosporida; Plasmodiidae. Gene Ontology annotation, biological process: retrograde vesicle-mediated transport, Golgi to endoplasmic reticulum; intracellular protein transport; endoplasmic reticulum to Golgi vesicle-mediated transport. The record is from RefSeq and is a predicted model, not a curated record.